CCGUAAAGUGUGGUGUUUUGGACGGGAGGAGGUCAUUAGAAAGUGAGGAGUAGGUACUGCCCGGCUGGAAAGGCACGGAGACCUUUGGUGCCAGUGUAUCUCUGAUGCCUGAGUGAGAUAAAUACAUUAUUCUACGGCUCUGUGUAGUGCUUCAACCGCUGCGAAAUGCUUCGUCUCAUCCUGCGGCUCAGGCCGUCCGCCGGGCUCUCCUGUCCCCGUGCCCUCCCGGCAGGGCCUGCUAUGCUUAGCUCCCGCUCCGUUCCUGGAACCGGGCGACUGAGGCGACUUCACAGCGGUGCUGGGUCCCGGGCGAUGUGUUUGACAACCGGUCUGAGCCACAGAGCAGCCCUGCUCAGGUGUCCACAGCUUGCAGGUAGCUGUCAGAGCACGCGCUUCUACAGCCUGCCGCCACACCAGAAGGUGGAGCUUCCUGCACUGUCACCCACCAUGCAGACAGGAACGAUUGCUCGCUGGGAGAAGAAGGAGGGAGAAAAAAUCAGUGAGGGUGACCUUAUAGCCGAGGUGGAGACUGACAAAGCAACAGUAGGCUUUGAGAUGCUGGAAGAGUGCUAUUUGGCAAAGAUUCUGGUUCCUGAAGGGACCAGAGAUGUCAUUGUUGGAGCUGUAAUCUGCAUCACAGUUGACAACCCCGACCUCAUUCCAGCCUUUAAAGACGUCACACUGGACUCACUUGGAGCAGCAGGUGCGGGUCCCUCACCUGCUGCCUCUGCUCCUCCUCCUCCUGCUGCUGCUCCUGCGCCUGCUCCUCCCGCCGCCCCAGGCAGCUCUUACCCCACACACAUGAAGAUCACACUUCCUGCUCUGUCUCCCACCAUGACGAUGGGGACAGUGCAGCGUUGGGAAAAGAAGGUUGGAGAGAAGCUGAGUGAAGGAGAUCUGCUGGCAGAGAUUGAGACUGACAAGGCAACCAUUGGCUUUGAGGUGCAGGAGGAAGGAUAUUUGGCCAAAAUCAUGAUAGAAGAAGGAACUCGGGAUGUUCCUCUGGGAACGCCACUCUGCAUCAUUGUAGAGAAAGAAAGUGACAUAGCUGCCUUCAAGGAUUAUGUAGAGACCGGAGUGGCAGAGGUUUCCAUGCCACCUCCUGCUCCAGCACCCACACCCGCUCCAGCUGCAGCUCCAGCUCCUGCAGCACCCACUCCUCCACCCGCAGCCGCUGCCCCAGCAGCACCCAGGAAAGGUCGUGUGUUUGCAAGUCCACUUGCCAAGAAACUCGCUGCUGAGAAAGGAAUUGACCUGGCACAGGUCAGCGGCACUGGUCCUGAUGGACGCAUCACCAGGAAAGAUAUUGACAGCUUUGUGCCACCGAAGGCUGCACCUGCGGUAGCUGCUGCUCCCGCUCCAGCCGCAGCUCCAGCUGCUCCUGCAGCUGCUGCUGCUGCACCAGCCGGGACCUUUACAGACAUCCCUAUCAGCAACAUCCGCAAGGUCAUUGCUCAAAGGUUGAUGCAGUCCAAGCAAACGAUCCCCCACUAUUAUCUGUCAGUAGAUGUUAACAUGGACCAAGUGAUCCAGCUUCGACAAGAACUUAAUGCUGAAGUGAAAACUCAGAAUAUCAAGCUUAGUGUAAAUGAUUUCAUCAUCAAAGCCAGCGCCCUGGCCUGCCUCAAAGUUCCUGAGUGCAACUCCUCCUGGUUGGACACAGUGAUCCGCCAGAAUCAUGUGGUGGAUGUGAGUGUAGCUGUGAGCACAGCCAGCGGUCUUAUCACACCCAUAGUGUUUAACGCCCACACCAAAGGAUUGGCUGCCAUCUGCUCUGAUGUGUCAUCUCUCGCUGCCAAAGCCAGAGAAGGCAAACUGCAGCCACAUGAGUUCCAGGGAGGUACUUUCACAAUCUCUAAUUUGGGAAUGUUUGGCAUCAAGAACUUCUCAGCGAUCAUUAACCCUCCUCAGGCGUGUAUCCUCGCUGUCGGAGGCUCAGAGAAACGGUUGAUCCCUGCUGAUAACGAGAAAGGGUUUGAUGUAGUUAACAUGAUGUCAGUGACGCUGAGCUGUGACCACCGGGUGGUGGAUGGAGCCGUCGGCGCGCAGUGGCUCGCAGAAUUCCGAAAGUUCCUGGAGAAACCCGUCACCAUGCUGUUGUGAUUGGACUAGACUGCCAGUUUAAAUAAAAAACUGCAGCAGCAGGCUGAGGCCUCUCAUGGAAGUGAGAAGCCAGCCUACCACCAGGUCACUCCCAGUUAUCCUAAAGGGGAAGAGGCAGAACUCACUCCGCUUCCCUGUCUGUCUCUCCUCCUGCUCUCGCUCGCUCUCUCUCUCUCUCUCUCUCUCUCUCUCUCUCUCUCUCUCUCUCUCUCUUUCAUUUCUAUUUAUUGAGGCCCCCUCUCAUGACAGACCAGAGUUAGAAUCAUUUAUCCUAGAAUAGAGACUGGCUUUUGUCACUCAAACAGUGAUAAUGUUUUACAAAGGGAAGUGUUACAUGUCCAGCCAGCAAACAAAUUAAUCCCAAAACCUACGGGUUUGUGUGCGUGUGUGUUUGUUGGUCAAAACUUAUCAAUUAUGUGUAAAUGUGAUAAAAAAGAGCAGGAAAAGGAGCUUUCUACGGGUUCAAGUCUUUGGAAAUGGUUUCAAUCUUUAUUUUGUCUGCCUGCUGGCAAGUAAGAGAAUAAAUGUGGGUUAACUUUAAGUUCCACAGACCUCUUUAAAUCUACACACAGUCAUACAAACCUUUCCCUGUUUAGUGACCACACACAUCAAGUCAGAUAUUUAGUGUGUUUUCUGUGGAUUGAUACUACAGUGUGUAUACUUCUCACUGUGGAAAGAACACAGUGCUGUAUAUAUGUAUGGAUAUCGGUUUAAAUAACCAAGCUCUGAUGAGGCCUCGCCAUAUGAUUUAAAAUCUGUACAGUCCAAAAAUAACAACAAAUGCUCCUAUAGGAAGUCCUGAACAGUUCUGCCAACUCUUUCUCUUCCAUGAGGAUGUUUUAUUUUCUAGUCUCAGAGAAAAACACUCACCUGUAAGAUGUUCUGUAUUUCACAGCUGAAACGCACAAGGCUGGUGCUGGAUGUUAUUUGUUGUUUGAAUAAAUUGGGAGAAGUCAA
Molecule: messenger RNA, 3060 nt
Organism: Cheilinus undulatus (humphead wrasse)
Lineage: Eukaryota; Metazoa; Chordata; Actinopteri; Labriformes; Labridae
Gene: dlat
Product: dihydrolipoamide S-acetyltransferase (E2 component of pyruvate dehydrogenase complex)
Exons: 14
Coding region: 166-2103 (645 amino acids)
Biological process (GO): pyruvate decarboxylation to acetyl-CoA
Cellular component (GO): pyruvate dehydrogenase complex
Molecular function (GO): dihydrolipoyllysine-residue acetyltransferase activity
Source: RefSeq, a predicted model, not a curated record